This is a messenger RNA of Cyprinus carpio (common carp), 3944 nucleotides long. RefSeq names its product striatin, calmodulin binding protein (gene strn). The record is from RefSeq and is a predicted model, not a curated record. NCBI's taxonomy places the organism in Eukaryota, Metazoa, Chordata, Actinopteri, Cypriniformes, Cyprinidae. Gene Ontology annotation, cellular component: dendrite. Gene Ontology annotation, molecular function: protein-containing complex binding; protein phosphatase 2A binding; armadillo repeat domain binding.
AUGGACGAGCGGGCGGGCCCGGUGUGUUCUUCAAGCAACCACAACAACUCGGCUUCUUCCCGGCGGAGCGGAAAGCGCCUCAACCGUGGAGACGGCGGCGGCGGCGGAGAGGACGGGCCCGCCGCUCAGUCAGUCUCGGCGGGGCUUUUACACUUUCUGCAGCACGAUGGGGCCCGGUUCGAGGUGGAACGGGCGCAGUGGGGAGUUGGAUGGCGGGCCGAACUGCAGGCUCAGAUUGCGUUCCUGCAGGGUGAGAGGAAAGGCCAGGAGAACCUGAAGAAGGAUCUGGUGAGACGGAUAAAGAUGCUGGAAUAUGCUCUCAAACAGGAGCGGGCCAAACACCACAAGCUGAAGUACGGGACGGAGCUCAACCAGGGAGACAUGAAGCCACCCAGCUACGACUCAGAUGAGGGGAACGAGAACGAGGCUCUUCCUGAACCGCCCAACAGUCAACUGAGCUGGAAACAGGGACGACAGCUGCUGAGACAGUACCUGCAGGAGGUGGGCUACACCGACACCAUCCUGGAUGUGAAGUCUCAGCGGGUCAAAGCGCUGCUCGGUCUGGCUGGAGACAGCGGAGAGAGACCCGGAGACAAGCGCACCGAGCCCAUGGUGAACGGGACCGAGCUGGCCUCGCUGAAGGACAGCACCACCACCAUGAUCGGUAAAGCAGAGAUGACGGACUCCGCCACGGUGCUGGAAGCCUUCAAGUUCAUCGAGAAAGCUGCCGCUGAGUUCAGCGAUGAAGACGAGGAUGACGACAGCGAGGGACAGAACAAGAGCAUCGUGGACCUCUCCACCAUGGUGAGGAGGAAGGUGUCUCCGUCUCCCUCCUCUUCCUCAGCUGAGAUGAGCGAUGACUUGGACACGGACGAGGUUCUGAAGGACUUCGACUUCCUGGCCAACAAUGAGGACAUGGAGGGCUCGCCCGAAGCGCCGUCCUCCGGAGAGAGAGCCGAUUGGGGGCCGAACCGCUGUAAGCUGCAGGAUAUGUUAGCUAACCUGCGUGACGCGGAGGAUCUGUCGUCCAUGCAGCCGCCGGUGGCUCCUCCGGUCCGGCCCAGCCUGCCCCGGCUCAACGAGCCCCCGCUGGGACGCACCGACGAGGUGGAAGCGCUGACGUUCCCCCCGUCCUCGGGAAAGUCCUUCAUCAUGGGGACGGACGAGGCGCUGGAGAGCGAGCUGGGUCUCGGAGAGCUGGCCGGACUCACCGUGGCCAACGAGGCCGAGAAUCUGUCCUACGACAUCACUAAUAAUAAAGACGCCCUGCGGAAGACGUGGAACCCCAAGUUCACACUCAGAAACCACUUCGAUUCGAUCCGCGGUCUUGCGUUUCACCCCAUCGAGCCGGUUCUGAUCACCGCGUCUGAAGAUCACACGCUCAAAAUGUGGAACCUGCAGAAAACCGCCCCGGCCAAGAAGUGCGCCGCUCUGGAUGUGGAGCCCAUCUACACUUUCAGGGCUCACAGGGGUCCGGUUCUGUGUGUGGUGAUGAGCUCCAGCGGUGAGCAGUGUUUCAGCGGCGGUUUGGACGCGACCAUCCAGUGCUGGAACACACCGAGCCCCAACAUCGAUCCGUACGACUCAUACGAGCCGUCGGUGCUGCGGGGGGCGCUGUCGGGACACACAGAUGCGGUCUGGGGUUUGGUCUACAGCUCGGCUCAUCACAGACUGCUGUCGUGCUCCGCCGAUGGGACGGUGAGGCUGUGGAGCGCAGCAGAUAGGACACCCGCCAUCGCUGUCUUCAACGAGAACAAAGAGCUGGGCGUCCCGUCGUCGGUGGAUCUGGUGUGCAGUGAUCCGGCUCACAUGGUCACGGCCUUCACUAACGGCAGGAUGGGCAUCUUCAACAUGGAGACCCGACAGCUGGUGCUGGAGCUCGAGUCGCAAGCCGCCGGAGAACCCGAUGCACCGUGUCAGAUUAAUAAAGUGCUCAGUCACCCGACGCUGCCCAUCACCAUCACAGCACAGGAGGACCGCCACAUCCGUUUCUACGACAACAACACAGGCAAGUUGAUUCACUCUAUGGUCGCUCAUCUGGAUGCUGUCACCAGUCUUGCGGUGGAUCCCAACGGUCUCUAUCUGAUGUCUGGAAGUCACGACUGCUCGGUGCGUCUGUGGAACAUGGAGAGCAAGACGUGCAUCCAGGAGUUCACGGCUCACAGGAAGAAGUUCGACGAGUCCAUCAAUGACGUGGCGUUCCACCCCACCAAGUGCUACAUCGGCAGCGCCGGAGCCGACGCCCUCGCCAAAGUCUUCGUAUGACCUUCGACCUUUGACCAAAACUGCUUCCACAAACUGAUGAACUCGCAGGGACCGCUCUGAUGAUCCGGGCAGGCCUGGGUGCUGGAGGGGAGCUCAACAAACACAGAGGAACCUCCAGACCUCCUCCGUUCAGCCUCAACAGGAAGCUGGGUGCCUCCCACACUUCUGCAGUUUUACUUCUCCUCUCUGGUUUUCCCGUCUUGCGUUCGCUCCGUUUUAACGACGUGCCUUUUGCUACAAACAGUCUCGAGAAACGCGGAUUCUCUUAGUCGAUGCUGAUGUUUUAAACUCACCAAAUGCAUCACAUCAUUCAAGUUUCUCACAAAAUCUCGAUGGGAAGCACGUGAAAUUAAAUGCAUUGCAUUAAAAACUCAAUUUUAAUGCUUUUCUUGUCUGGCAGACGCUGAAUUCAAAUUGUACAUAAUAUAACAUAAAAAUAACUCGCAGUAUGUUUGUGUCCAAAUAUAAAUCCAUCAUCGUUCGCCCCAAAAUCAAGAAAAUAAAGCCUGUUUUUUUUUUUUGCAUUGUGCCAUUGUUUAUAAAAUGUCAGAAUGUUGAACUAUUAGGUUUAAAAACAGGCUUCACCUUCUUUAUGAUUCUGUGGUGAAAUAUGUCCUGGAUGAUGUUCUUGAGAUUCAACUCUAAACACUCCGAAGCCGUUCACCAUCAGGACGCACGUCUCGAUUUAGUGCUGCGUUGAAUAUUUACGCUGUUAGAGGGUUUGCAGUCAUUCUGUGAAAUCAUCUCAACAUUGUGAUGUACACGGAGACAAAAUUUUAGAUUUAGAGCCGUUACUGAAUAUUCGUUGAACUUAGUCAAAGUGAUAAUGCGCAGAAGUCUUAUAAUAGUUUGAAUGUGUUGCAGUUUUUGACAAGCUGUACUCAAAAGUACAAUGAUUCGGAAGUCUAUAUUUGUCUGAAAGCUGUUGUAAUGUUUAUUUAUUUCAUGCAUCUUUUUUUUUUACUUGUUUUGCCUGUAAUGCCAAAUGCAUUAGGAUUUCGCUUCAGGAAGGGACGAGCGGCUACGAUACGUACAUAAAAACGCUCACUCAUCCUCACCUUCUCUACCUGCACAGGUGGUGGUUUGUGUAUUAGCUGAAAAUGAUUUGAAAUCUAUUUUAUAUGUGAUAGUUUGAAGCAGAUACUAGUGUUUUUUUAUCAUUGUAUGAACGAGGUUGCAAACAGAUCGUAACCCGAGUUUCCUGCAGGUUGAGGUUUUUUAUUUAAACUCUUCUGGUUUAUUUGAAUUUGUCUGUGAUUACUUGAACUAUUUGGGCGUGUGUGCGUGUUUUUAACUGCUAGGGUAGAGAUUUUCUGCUUUUAUGGGGAAUCGUUUGCCUUUAACUGAUGACAUGAGCACUACAAGACGAGUGGAGUGUUUGUGUGUUUCCUUCAGGUCUGUGAAAAGUGACGCGCGUCGCUACUCUACCAAAUGAUGAGAAAGGACUAGUUUAGACAAACAUGAAAUCUGGAACUAUUUACUCGCCCUCAUGUCACGUAAACCUGUGGAAGCUUGUUUCUGACACAGGAUAAAGAAAUGUUGAAUUGUGAGAAAAAACUCGCAAUUACUUAUUUUUCCCAGAAUUAUGGGUUUUUAUCUUACAAUUGUUUUUUUUCCCUGCCACAAUUUAAAAAAAAGUUAUUGCGAUUUUUUUUUUUUUUUUUUUUUUUUUUUUUUUU